Molecule: messenger RNA, 8763 nt
Organism: Trypanosoma grayi
Lineage: Eukaryota; Euglenozoa; Kinetoplastea; Trypanosomatida; Trypanosomatidae
Exons: 1
Coding region: 1-8763 (2920 amino acids)
Cellular component (GO): cytoplasm
Molecular function (GO): ubiquitin-protein transferase activity; protein binding
Source: RefSeq, a predicted model, not a curated record
AUGAACGCUGAGCAACAGGAUGCGGAGAGUCGUCGCCGUCUCCGAUUUACCGCGGAGAAGCUCGUUGACUGCCCCAUUGGCGGUGUGAUGAGUGUGCCACUUGACCGCCUCUGUCAACUGGCGUGGCCGCUGCUGCACGGCAACGGUGCAGCCACGCAGGACAGGCCCCCAAGAGUGCCUCGUGUCUCGCAGACAGACGCCGAUGACGCACAACUUGCACGUGCCAUCAACACCACCGUCGCAGAGACGAUCCGUGUAUUUCAGUCACAUUGCUGGUGGGGCCAGCUGACGUGCCAGACACUUCGCUCGGCACUCUUCCAGAAGGCUUUGCAAUCCGUUCGGGACAAUGUCGCUGUGAUCCCACAAGGACAGCCCGCAGACGAACAGUCGCCAACUGCCUGGUCUUCAGCUCCGCAGAAUACAGUGACGAGGGAUAGGCGGCCACACGGGGGAGUAGAGCCAGUCAAUCAAAAGAUACCGCGCAGGCCGUCGGAGAGUUUCUGUGCGAGUGACGAGAUUUCUUUAGGUGACAGUGGCUCCUCCACUGAGAAGCGGAAAAUUACAUCGGUUAGUGGGGUGCUCUCGUACGUUGCUGGCCAGCAGGAUGAGAAAUGGCUCUCUCAGAAGGUCCUAGAGAUGAUUGAUCUGGCUGCUUCACCACAAAAAGAGGGUCAAAAUCAACUUAUUUCAGUUGCCGCAUCUGUCUCCGUACAGGCACAGCACCAUAAGCGGAGCGCACGGGCAUUUCUUACUAUUUUACAAGAGGUGUUGGGGCGGUGGAACGCAAUACUAGACAGCAAUGAAGAAGUUGGAAUAUUUGGUUUCGGUAUUGUGGUGCCAAUUCUAAACAUCACACGCUGUACGAUCUUCACUGACGAUGACAUGAUUACAGUUGGACACCUCCUGGCCAAAGUGAAGGUUCCAUCACGUGGAUGUGGCCUCACCAAAGAGUCCUUGUCAAUUGCCACAUUUGUCACGAAGUAUACUCUCUCAUUGGAUGAUGAAAUAAAAAGUGCACCGCUUUCUGCUGUAUCGUCACCCUCGGUAUUACCGAUGGCUACUGGGGUUCCUACGAAUAGAGCGGCGCUGCUGAUGCGGUUGCCUGCGUUGGAUUAUGAUGCCACCUCCAUUGCGUCGGUGGUGACAGAGGUGUUUUUGGUCGCGCCGCUCGCACGAAAAGUAAGCGUACACGUCCAAAGAGCAUUGUGCUGCGAAGGAGUUCGGAUUGCCUUAGUGCCACGGACACCGGUUAGCAAUGAUGACAACGGCAGCGGUAUUAAUGAGCAAUUGAUCGAGCCUGUUUGUUUUGAACCACAUGAAGGUGAGACACACGAGCUAACUGCUGGCUGUGACGGUGUGGUACGAUACAUGGGGGUCUCUAACACUUCCACAACUCCGGUUUUUGAGGCCGAAGUGCGCGUGGAGACAAGUCUGGAGGUAGAUGGGCGCUGGGUGGUGGAGCUGCGCAACACCCUGAGUGCUGCACAACUAGAAGUCACUUCCAAUCUUAUUCAGAGGGUAAAAAAUGGGUUUGUCAGUGGCGAUUUCCGCUUGCGAGAUGAUUCACUGAAGCUGUUUCGCAACGGGUUACUUUCUGAACCCCGGGUGGAGCCACUGCCACCGUUUGUGAUGGACCUCCUGAAUCUAGAAGAGGGAAAGCUGCGCCAGCGUGUGCCUUGCCGCCAGAGUGAUGUUAGAGGUGUACGUGCGGCGUUGAGUCUCAUCAGUAGAUUUCUUGAGAGCUAUGAGCCUAAUCAGCUUUCGUGGCAGUCCCGUGCUUGGCAGGAUGCCAUUAAACGUGUUAGCCUAGUGAGCAGUCUGCUUGGAAAAAACCCAGGUGCUACAGAAAUGGCUAACUUUGUUCUCGACCACGUUGCACCAUGUCGUUUGACGGUGCCACAGAUUGUAGAGGGCACUAUUGGUCUAUUGACGUCCGACAUCACCGUCGCUGAGAUGCGGAGUAUGCUGGCGGUACAACGUGCACGUGCCAAGCUAUGUGUUGUUGCGCUCUCCCUUUUGCUAAGGGCUAAAGAAAAUUUUGUACCGGGGGAUAUGUUUCGUGUGGUGUGUCUUUUGAGGGAUGUGAUGAUGUAUGAAGGUGGGCACUACCUUCUGCGUUUUCAGGGCUGUGGUGAUGAGCUGGAGGAGGAGAUUCGAGAGUUAUUGCACCGGCUUCUAACGUCGGUGUUCACGGCGUUACAGCGAUUGAUGCUACUACCAGAAGGUGAGCGACGCAGUCAUGGACCACAUCGUUUUCUGUGGGACGCCGACGAGUUUGGCCCAUUUGCCCUUGUCAGUCUCUCGCUACUUGCCACCCCGCUGGAUGCGCGCGACAUGGACUUCAUUUGGUGCAAGAUCGUCAGGCAGGUGGAGGGGCUGCUGCCCAACUUUACGGAGCUUACCCGCACCGCAUCGUUCAAGGUGAAUGAGGUAGAGGAGGGAAGUAUGCUGGAGUCCACGCGGGCGCUUGUUGACAACGACGACGGCGGUGGCGGCGACGACAACAGAAAUGCUGAUGACGCCGACGCGGGCGCUGCCGAUCAGCCGCCUGUCGGCCUCACGCUGGGUGGCGCCAGUGAGCGUGGCAUCGGCAUGUGGGUGCCGUCCGGGCGUGAACGUGUGUGCUGCACCUCCACUCCGCUGUACUGCCCGGGGGCACAGGCUCCCAUGUCCACCUCCGCCUCAUCCUUCUCUGCCUUGCCUUCAUCGUUGUCCGCGGUGGGGGCAUCGUUUUGCGCAGCGGACGUGCAGCUGAUGAUGAUGCCACCACGUGAACUCGUUAUCGCACUCGCCUCGGAGCAGCAAUCGAGUGUGACGAGCAGCAGCAUCCAGGAUGACUUGCAAGGCUUCUAUUUCAUGCCACACGAUGGAAAACUGCAUCACGGCCGGCGCCAGAUUGCACUGCCACCGCUUGUGCAGGGCGACAUUUUCACCUUCUGCUUCUCCUUCUCCCCGAAGACAUCGACGCGUACGUUGUCUCUGCUUGUGAAUGGUGUCCGGAUGGCAGAAUUUCCGUCCCCACAGCAACGUCUGUUUCUUGUUGCUGGUGUCAUGGACUUUUCUUCACUCCGCAACAACACCUUCCGCGUGUCAUUUCGUUCUCGGAAGGAGACAACUAAUUCUACUUGCGCUGCACCGGCAUCUCUUGUUGCGAUGACAAGUGGAGGAGAGGGGGCCGUUGGUGCACUUCCAACGCGCCACUCCAUUGCAAUGUUUGCAACGCUUGUUUUGUUUUACAUGAUAUCAUUCUGCGCGCGACGCCUUGCCCAUGUGAGACGAAUGGUGGCCGCUGGUAGCACACCACAGUCUAUUUCACCAACAUUCGCUGGCGGCCGCGGCAACCUCUCAAGGAGUUCUGCACAUGCAGAAGAAGCAUGGACGGCGUUUGUGGACGGCUGCUGCGGUCCGUUACGGGCGAAUGUGGAGAGUUUAAUCGACUCCAUCAAGCGCCUCCCCCCGUUAUCUGAAUUCAACGAUGCGACCGAGCGUGUGAAGCGCAACGCAGCCUCCUUCGUCUAUCAUCGCUUCCUCAUGGACCAUAUUAUCAUUAUACGUACUGCCAUUCGCUGCUCUUCCUCGCCGGUGGAGAUGUUGUCGACGCUGGCCAAGGUGGUGUGUUGCGAAGAGGUGGGUGAGCGGGAGCGGUGCUUGGCUCUGACGGCUGUCUGCUCAGCGCUGCGUGAGCCAUAUCGUUUCUUUGGCGUGGCAGCUUACAACCCAUUGCAGCUGUGGGAGUGCUGCCGUCUGCUUGCACGACAGGUGUCGGCAAUAGGGUACAAACCGCGGUUCACAGAGGAGAGUAGCGCACAGGAGCUUGGUGUCUAUUCCGGCGGCCGACGCAUCAAAUCUUUGCUGAAUUCUUGCGGGGUCUCGCGGUCGGCGCAGAACACCACUUCCUUUGCUGCACAGGGCAUCCCGUUAGAUGGCUCGCUAGGAGAGGUAUCGUUUUCCGUACGCCUGCAGCGUGGCGCCGAGUUUGACACGCUUGGCCGCUUCUACUACAUUGGUGUGGCCUGCCCGUACCCCAUGUCCAUGGAGACAACGCUGCAGCGACACCCCGGCGAGCGUCACGAAAUGGCGUACGUGUACGCCAUCACAGAUAACUUCACCGACGUCUCAUCUCCCUCCAUACGGACGGAGCUUUCGCGGCACGCAAAGAAUUGGAUGUCUAGCGAGGAGAAUAUUAUCUACGGCUCGGCUGAUGUCAUUACUGUGACGGUGCAGACCAGGCUGCGCUGUGUUUCCUUUGCGCGGAACGGAAUGCCACUUGGCACACUUUACACGAACAUCCCAUCCAUGGUAAAGGUGCUUUUUCCCUUCGUGGAGCUCUUCAACAAGGACGCCUCUGCUGUGUGGAUGCAUACACCGCGUGAGAUUGGCAUUCGUGCACGGGUCGCCAUGCGUGAGAUGCUUUGCCAUUGGGGUGCUGAGUUGAUGCCGCGGCUCCAGGAGAUGAUUGAGGUGGGUGACGUGGUGGCACUUGAAGUGCUCGGUGCAGACGGCGACGAGAUGUCUUUCUGUUACCGCAUCCCCCCACGCAGUGUGAUGAAGGGCUCGCGUGUUGUGCGACUCGUGCGGCAGCUGGGUCCUAAGGCAGAGGUGGUGAUGGAGGGAGGCACAAAGAGCAUCACUAUCCCUGCUGCCGCGCUAGAGCCAAACUAUAGUGUGGUGAUUAGCAAAGAUAUGUCGGUCAGUCUGCUUUUGAACGAUCUAAUGCAUACAGUCUCGGUAUCAGUUGAAUUCAUCAAGGACCCAGCAGGGUGCAGCAGCGUACACGUUCGACGGAUCAAAAUGUUUCUUUGCGCCCUCCGUCUGCUGGCGGAGAUGGAGCUGCCAAGCGUUCUCACGCCCGAAGUUGAAGCACCUCAGAUGUUGCUACGACAACUCAUAAGCAUUCUGGCGGUGCCGGACGUGAUACCCAAUGACAAGGAGCACAUUGUGCUGGAGGCGUGGAAUGAGGUGACGCAGCUGCAGGACGACGAUGAGCUUUGGAUUCCCAUUCCCAUUCCCUACAACACCGAUGCCUCUGGCACCGAAGAAAUUGGUGACACCGAUGACGCCGAAGAGGGUGCAGAUAUAUGCCUACGAUGCCCAACCUGCGAUGAGGAAUGGGGCAGCUGCACUGCCAGCAACCACGCAGCCCCGUGCAGUCUCUGCGCAACGCUACACAAUGUGCUGCACCGCAUUGGUGUGACAUCACCCUUUACCGGCUUGGCCUGUGAGUGGCAAAAACCCGAGAAGAAGGUUUGCGUGACGCUUCGUGUUGCGGCUGAUGGAAGGGUGGAGGGUGAGGGCGAAGACCCGCACGGUAUCUUCAGCUUCACUGGAAAACAAGUCGCGAGCAACCGUGUGCGGGGCCGCUGCGUGUAUAAAUGCGCCGAGAACCCUACUACUGGUGAUACACACGACGAGGAGUGGGCUUGCGAGGUGUGCACCUUCAUCAACUUACCUGACUCCACACGCUGUGCCAUGUGCACGACGGCACGCCCCGGGGCGACAUGGACUUGCAUGCUUUGCAGCUACGCCUUCAACUCUAACAAUAUCGCCAUCUGCAUGACAUGCGGGCACCAGCGCAUGGGCGUGGCAGAGGUUGACCAAGACGCCGGUAAGAAACGGGCGUAUUGCGAGGGUUGCGGAAAACAGAAGGAAUACACAAAGUUUGAGGUUUUUGAAUGUCGUGCCAUGUGUGAGCGCUGCGAACGUGAAACGCGGUGGUUGCCGGACGAGAAAACCAUCGGCGUGGCAGAGGGAACGCUGGUAGGCGCUGGCGACACCAUGAAGUGGGUGGUUACGUUCGGCAGUACGAAGUGUGUCUACGCGGAUCUCCACAGUGGGGCGUACUCCCUUGAAGGCCUCUGUGAGGCAGCCGAGGCGGCGUCGCCCGGUGCGAGUGAUCUCUCACGCUAUGUCCCACCCCUCGCGCAGGCUUCCCUGAACGACAGCGAUGAAUCGUUGUCGGCAGAGGUUGCAGCUGUGGAGGAGCCGCAGCAGCGAAGAUCCUCGCACCACCGCUCCCUUGUACAUGCCAUUCUAUUGUUCUGCAGCCGCAUUGUGUGUCGCUGGGGGCCUGAGCUUGCUCCAAAGCAACUUGCAAGGGGCGAUGUGUUGCGCCGCCUGCGUGUAUUGGAUGACAGUUGGUUGGUGCGGCUCAAGGAUGUCCCCGAGGAGGCAGCGCGAAGCAUAUUUUCUUCUUGUCUGCGCAUUCUUCUUGCAGGCAAGAGCAGUGAGCAGGUUAUUUGGUCCCUUUCUUCCAUUUCCCUAGUGGUGAUGGAGGGAAACCCCUCGCUACAGCGCCAGCGACACUACUUACUCUACGCCCUCUGCGUGAAUGUGGCGCGAAAUAGUGACAGUCGCGAAGUGCGUGAAGUGUGCUAUGCCUCGCUGAACGCCUUACUAGAAGAAGCCUGCGGACAGCCACUCAAGGCAGAGUGCCUGCGCGAUAUCGUUGCGAUUACGCCUGUCAUUGCAGGGCAGCAACGACUUAUGGUUCAUGCUGUUCUUCGCGGCGUCGACGUGUCGAUCAGUGCGAAUGUUACUGCUACAAGUUGGCUGAUUGAGGCUGUUGAACGGAUGGGGCUUCAACAACGACUCCCGGCAUUCUUUGAUGAAGAUUCACCGGACACAUUCCCGUAUCUCGUGGAGUUGCCGGACACUCGUAUGGGUGAUGGUGGCGAACUUAUCGUGGGACAAGUACGUGGCAGCGUCGGCGUGUUUUCGAGCAAGGGUGGGCGGUACUACUACGAGGUGGUACUGCCACCCAACUUCAAUGAUCGCAACAAGACGAUCAUCAUGGGAUGGGGUACUAUGCAGCACGAGGUGCUAAGUAGUGGGCAACACGUUGGGAGUGACAUACACUCCUGGGGAUUUAACUGCCAGGACAGAUUGCGCAUACUGACCGGAGAGCAGAUGGUUUCAACCUCGAGGCCUAUUGUCGCUGGAGAUGUUGUUGGCGCAUUGCUUGACCUGAGUACAAUGAUGAUGUGCUGGAGUGUCAAUGGUGAGGACCUCCUCUGGGUUGCUGUCUCCACGCAGGGUAAGGGUGAGGCAAUUUACCCAUUUGUCAGCGCUUCUAUGGAUCCACAUGGCGUCAUAGUACGCCUUGGCAAUACACAGUUCAAACCCGAGGGAUAUCAAGACUUCAGCCCUAUCACAUACAAGGAGGCGCGACACGACAGCGUAGUAGAUCCGCGUUCAUAUGAAUUCUACGUGCAGCUGUGUCAGCUCGGCAAUGACAUUGUUAACUGUGGCUUCACAGUGGAUUCAUUGCUGGAGACUACUGCGUGGGCUGACUUGGCGCGGGCAUCCAUUCACCAGUAUCCAUUGCUCUGUGAAGAAGCGGCAGGCUCUUUAGAGCGUCUACGGCCGUAUUUUCAACAUUUGCGCUCUAUCAAUGCCCUGGCUGUGAGCAUGGCGAGGAGUCAUGACAUUUUCCGAAACUCAGCAUAUUUGAUGGGCAAUUACCAGAAGGCACGGCAGUUGCUCUUCUUUACAGCACGCUGGGCGAUUGUGGAGCGACAGAUUGACCGCCGUCUCAUCCGAAGUAACGUGAAGCGACCCCGCGAGGUGUUGAUUGAUCUCAACCGUGCCAAAGCCAUGGCGGAAAGCAGUGGUGGCCUUGAUUUCCUGACGCUGUUCGAUGGUUCCGUCGCAGGACAGCUCUUUCGGCAGACGAAAGACUCCGAGAUUUAUCUUGAUAGUGUCAUGUUUGUCAUUUGCCUCGCCGGAGAAGUCGCCGACGAUGCCGGGGGUGUGACACGCUCUGUGGUGACGAUGAUGUGCGAUGAGUUGAACUACCGCGAUGAGGAGGAUGGGCGCCGUGCGGAACCGCUGCUGCCAUUCUUUAAGCUGUCGAGCCACAGCACAAUGGUUAAUGUAGUGCCGAACAUGGAUUUCUACCGCAGCAACCCCGAGCACAAGCAGCUGCUCCUGGAUUUCUACACAUGGCUCGGUAAGCUCCUCGGCAAUGCGACGAUAAGUGGCUACUUAAUGUUCUCUCUAACGUUCCCGCGUCUAAUGUGGAAGUUCCUCACCUUGGACGAGCCUACCAUCGAGGACUACCACGCCGACAUUGAUGAUACCGUGCGUGGGGCAUUGAACGAUGAUGAGUUCCUCCUCAACGACGAGUUCUACCACGCCAUUCCUGGCAUCAGACCGCAGGAAGACGACGACGCAGCGGAAGUGAUGUCUAUGAUGCACUCAACCCGCAUCUUCCCUGCCCUCACACCGCAACGGAGCUCGGCGGACAUCAACAGCCUCACGAACGCCGAGGAGUUCGAUGAGGGCAUGGAAGUUGAGCGGCGUCGCAAGGAGGCGGAGCGGGCGUUGACACACCAGUACGAUGAGCUGCUGCUUGCCGUGCGCACUGGCAUCACCUCCGUCAUUCCCAUCAACUCGCUCCAGCUCAUCCGCUGGGAUGACCUGCAGCAGCGGGUGUGUGGCUCUCUCGGCACUACGGCGGAGGAUGUGAUUUCCUCGCUGAACUUCGCCCUCGUCUCGGAGGAGCUUCGUCAGAUGCUCACCGAGGUUGUGCACGGCUGGACACAGAAACAGCGUUCGCAAUUUUUGCUCUUCUGUAGUGGACAACGACGUAUUCCACUGCCAGAGAAGGUGCAGGUGUCGUGUGGCGAUGAUCCCAACGCCAUUCCGACUGCCCACACCUGUUCUCCCAUUUCGUUGCUUCUGCAGCCCUACGCCUCCGCCUCUGUCUUGCGAGAGAAGUUGACGGUGUGCCUGCGCCAUAUGUAUGAAUUCGGAUUUGCGUAG